AAAAGCAAGCAGAUUUGGAAUGGACUUGUUCGGACAAACGCGGCUGAAACAAAAAGGUGCAUUUGUUUCAAGCUAAGUAGGCAAGUGGGUCAUGGACUUCAUGUACGACCGUUUCUUUAUCGAUGUGACCUCAUGCGCACUUUUGCGCAUGGGCAUACAGAACCAAAACAAAACGGCCGAUAAUAGGUGCUGUUCGAUAACAGAAGAAUAACAGUGAAGUCAUGGAUUUAGAAAACAACAACCUUGACAUGAAGCAGCUGUUCUUCAACAACUUAAUACUGCUUGGUUUUGACGUUCAAGAGAUGGAAGCAACACAUUCUAUACCCUUUAACAAGGCUAUGUUUGAACUACCAAACAAGAGAGCAGCCGAAAUUGUGCUACACUUUCUUUUCCAGCGGUUGAACCCCACAAUGUGCAGGGAGGCUUUCAGGGAUAGCUGGCCAAUACAUGACAAAAAGAGAGAGCAGACAUUUAGGAAGACAUGCUGUAAUUGGCUCUCCAAUAUUCUACAAGAGGAACCCGACAGUCAUCUCCCUCGUAUCAACGCAUCCAUGUUUAUGUCCCCUGGGGGAGAGAAGUUUUACCAGCUGCUCUUUUACUUCUCAGGAUAUGUCAUGCAGAAAGUCAUGGAAAAUGAACUAGGUGUGAAGAGCAGUGAGAGACAGAAAUGUCCCGUUGUGACACCCCAGAAUGUGAACAUGCAGGACUCUAUCCUGAAGAGCCUCAAAUGUUCGGGUAUCCGCCAUCGCAAGCAGUACUUCGAGACUGUCAACAUGAACGUGCAAGCCAGUGAGAUGUGGAAACAGUGUGCGGACGAGUAUGUGCGUGAGUAUCGCAAGCUUCACAAAGACCUACGUGAGUUGGACUACAAGAUACGGGAUGAGGAACACCGUGCCCACAAGGCAGCUGAAGCCAGGGGAAGCCCAACUAAGAAGCGGUCUUCAACAGAUCACUUUGAUCCUGAGUUUGAUCCCAGAACAAUCAAGAGAUCACAAAGAAUUCAACAGGUGCGUGACAUGUGGAAAACUUUUGAGGACUUUGACCGCUCCAAAGAAGCAGAACAGGAUGUGGUGGCUUCCAUUGUUGACGGGAAGGUCAACAAGCACCGAAUUGAUGGCUCCAGCAUCAAUGUGAAAGUGCCCGACAUGGUUCUCAGGGAAUGCCAUGAUGAAAUAGUGAAGCGCAAUGUGGGAAACACGUACCAAGGUGGCAAGCUAAGUCUAGAGGCUCUCCUACAGCUGUGGAACCUCUCACUGCACCUGGUCCUCGAGAAACUCAAGCAAGUGGGAGUCCCACAGUUUGAGGAGGAGGUACAGAAGCUGACCCCACAGGUGCACGUGCAGCAGAACUUUACACAGCUCUCACAGACCCUCAGGGAGCAGAUGUCCCAGAAAAUACCAGAAAUGAAGGCCAGUGUCCACGAUUUGAGGAAUUGGAUGGAUAACAAGUUCUUCCAGGAUGUGUCUCCAGAAUCUAUUAGGUCAACAUCCCUGGGUGUAGGCCUAGUUAAGCCUUCCCCUAAGUUGAACUUCUCCCCUGGAGCAGCCACUACCCCCACAGAUCCUCUCAGCGCCACUGUGUGGUCAAAGCAAGAGCUGGACACCCCAGUAGCAGCCCAAGAGAUUGCUGAGGAGCUGAAAGAGAGGGCUCGCAAAGGGCCUCAGAAGUUGUUCAAGGAGCCAGACCUGCUGCACAAAGCUCCUGACUGGUCCUCCAUUCCUCGUCCCAGCACAGACACUGGUUCGCGCCAGUCAUCCAGACCCACUUCAGCACGCAGCAAUGCCAACACUGGUGGAAAAUCUUCAUUUAAAUCGACACCAAAAUCAAGUAAAAUUGGAGAAAAAGACAGGAAAAAGGCAAGUCUAAAAGCUACAGAUGACAGGUCUUUUCAAAAACCAACAAGUCCAAGAACGCUGGUUGAGUCAGUCCCAGAUGGCGCUCUCAAAGGAAGAGCUAGGCAUUCAAAGAGAAAGGAAGACGCAAGCGACACAUCCCUUCCUCUCUCUAGUCGUUCAGGGUAUUCAUCAGACAGAACUUUGACUGAAAGAUCAAUAAAAUCCAGCCCCAGAUCAGAGCGAUCAUUCAACAACAGAGAACUAUCAGACAUUGAUGAUAACAGGCCAGCAAGAAGAAAUGCAACUGAUAUUUUGGUGGAUGAGAUAAUGGGCGAAGCUGUUGUACUGUCUCCUUUUAAUUCAGGCUUGGAAGCAUUUCACUCUAAUCAGCUUGUGAGUCGCACUCCAGAGAUAGAUGCAGAAUUACCAGAGUGUGUCACACCAGCCAAUUCAGAGGAGAUGUUUGAACCAAAACAAGAAGAAGAACAGAUCGUUAACAUCAUGGGACCAGAGCUGAACGAAGUGACACCUCGUGAUAAAGAUGAUGCUGAGGAUGGAGAUGAUCAGAGGAAGACGGUAGAAAGCAUUCUUGCUCGUGCUGGUCAAUACUUGAAGAACAGAAGAACUAAUUCUUCUCAGAACAACUCAAGAAUUAAAUUAGAAUUGCAUGUUGAUAGUAUACAAGUAACAGAUAAGGAGAAUGAAAUUCAAGGCGGGAAAAUGGUCAUCGAGGCAAACGACGAGGAAGUCAAUGAAAUGAUACUUGAAGGUAUUAGACAAGCAACGGAAGAUGACGAUGAGGAAGGAAGAGAAACCUAUGAGUUUUCAAAACAAGAAAUGCAGUCACAUCGUGAAGGAUUCUAUGAGGAAGAUGAAGAAGGCAUCAUGGAUCAGAAGCUGGAAGAUGAUGCAGGAGCAGACAUGGAGUUUGAGGAGAUAGCUGGUCCUGAUUUGGAGGAAGAAGACCUAGAUAAAGACUCUGAGGGUUCGGUGAGAUCCACCGAGGAUGUGAUAGUCAUUGAUAAAAGCAUCCACAGAUCUCCACAUGAUAGCACUCAUGUGAGUCCCAGAGAGGCCUACCCAGUGCAGGGUUAUGGGGAGGAGGGUGGGGAGGAGCUAAUUGAGGAUGAGCAGUUCCCCGAGGGACUGGAGAGCUCCCCAGGCACCGCCAUCAUUAUAGACCGCAGCUACCAGUUCACAGCCAGCAACAGAACCGGCUUGAACUCCACUCAGCCCCACAACAUGCUGUCAAGGUCGUUGGGUCUGGAGAGAAGUCCUCUCAGUGAUGAAAUUCGUAAAAUGUUUCAAAAAGCUGUGGCUGACACUCCACCAAAACCCAGCAUAAAACAAUAUUUCCAGAAGCAUGCAAAAUUAGAAGAUGACCUUGAUAUCCCAGACAUGGAUUUAACAAGUCGCAUAAAUGACCAUGGGAAGAAAUUGAAAGCAGCCGAUAUAUCCUGGGAUAUAGCAGAGAACUUGGAAGACAUUGAACAGCCUCCUGAUAUUGACCUGGACAAGGAUACAGACAUAGAUGAUAUUGUGCCCAAGGAUGGGACAGGCAGCCAGGAUGACAGUCUGGGUAUAAUCAACAUUGGAGACCAGGACGAUGACAACAUCGACGAGUUCUUUGCAGUCAAAACACCAGAGUUGCCCACGAGGUGGGUCAAAGGUCAAGAAGAUCGGCUCAGCUCUGACCAUGGUCAAGGGGAUGCUUCCAGGUUGUUAAGUGAUGGCAUGAAGUGGCCUACUGCAGGUGAUGAUGAAAACAUUGAGACUACAGAAUCUCCUCUCAUAGCAUUCACUCCAUAAUAAGAGCUCCUUAUGCUUAGAAUAGUGAGCUAAUGAAAAAUAUAUGAAAGACGUUUUCUUUUCAUAACAACUGGUAUUUUGUCAUGUGUAGUCAUUAGAAAUGUAUUUAUUUUUCAGUGUGAUUAAGCUAGGCUAAAGACUUUUGACUGUGAUUUAUUAAGUAGAGAAUUAGAGUCCUGUUUCAACAGUGUAAAUGUUUCAAAACGAUAUUGUCUCCAUGUAGAAGUGUAUACCAUUAGUGCCAGAUUAUUCAAUUUAACUAUACUUCAUAUUCAUAUUUAGACAAUUACAGGCUAGCAAUAUUUCAUACUAAUAAAUAAUUCAUUGUUAUUAAGGCAUUAAAACAGUUAGAUGCAGACAGUGUUUGAUUUGUCAUAUUACUGUUGUAGAUAGUCCAUCUGUUGUGCUUAUAAAACCAAAAACAAU
Dreissena polymorpha is the source of this 4070-nucleotide messenger RNA. RefSeq lists its product as uncharacterized. Lineage: Eukaryota; Metazoa; Mollusca; Bivalvia; Myida; Dreissenidae. Gene Ontology annotation, cellular component: HAUS complex; mitotic spindle microtubule. Gene Ontology annotation, molecular function: microtubule binding. The record is from RefSeq and is a predicted model, not a curated record. The transcript has 21 exons. Gene Ontology annotation, biological process: spindle assembly. Bases 222 to 3644 code for a protein of 1140 amino acids.